AGAGGAGAUGCAUGAAACAUCCAACAUGUUUAAGAGGAGCCACAUAAGUUUCCAUGUAAGCUUAAUUUCUCUCUCACUACUCUUUUCUAAUUUGUAACUCCCAACCCCCACUUCCAUCUUUGGGAGAUUCAUUUGAUUCUUUUCCAUUCAUGCUUUCCCCCCCUCUCCCUAUAAUAAUAAUAAUAAUAAACAUCAAUCACAAGUACAAAACCCCCCCAUGUUAUUUGUGCCCUAACAACAACACCAUCAUGGAUUACUACAACAUGGAUGAGACUUUUCAAAAAGAUGGUGAGAAAAAAGUGGGUAGCGAACACGCAGAGGCCGUAACACCACAACUCGGAAGCAAGGCAGAAGGAGAGGACAGUGACGAAGGAACGUCGGUCGAGCUCGACCUGAUCGGUUCGCUCGGCGCGACCGACCGGCCCCCGUCGUCGUCAUCGUCGUCGCCGCCGCCGCCUUCGCCCGACCGUGAGCCGCCGCGCGUGUUCUCGUGCAACUACUGCCGCCGCAAGUUCUACAGCUCGCAGGCGCUCGGCGGGCACCAGAACGCGCACAAGCACGAGCGCAGCCUCGCGAAGCGCGGCGCCGCCGCCGCCGCUAUGAUGCUGCCGCCGCCGCNACGGGGGGCCUGCGGCAGCGGCCGCGUUGCACGCGCACCACGGGUGGCUCUUCGGGCAGGGCCACCGGAGGUGGGCAGCGCCGUCGGGGAGUGCGGCGGCAAUCGGACGCAUGUAUCCGCAUGA
Messenger RNA from Ananas comosus (pineapple), 743 nucleotides. Its product is annotated as zinc finger protein 4-like. Gene Ontology annotation, biological process: negative regulation of abscisic acid-activated signaling pathway. The record is from RefSeq and is a predicted model, not a curated record. NCBI's taxonomy places the organism in Eukaryota, Viridiplantae, Streptophyta, Magnoliopsida, Poales, Bromeliaceae. The coding region runs from base 150 to 743 and encodes 197 amino acids. The transcript has a single exon.